GCGAUUCCCAGCGACUUUUUGAGCCGCAUUAGCUACUUCUCCCAGAAAAGAGUUGGCAGCACUCUCUGGAAGUCAGUCAACUCGAUCUGGCAACCUGUUUUAUAACCAAUAGCGCGCGGGAGCAGGAGGAGUACUUAUAGCGGUGAGAUUUAAACGGUUGCCAUAGCGAUGCGCGGUGCAGCCUGUCGCGCGCUCUGACCGGAGCGAUGCCGCCGAUCCCGGGUCCGAGUGCUCGGGAAUGAUCCGCGCGCAGGGUGGCCGUGCAGGGUGAAGCUGCUGUGGAUGUGCAGGGUGGAGCGCAGGGUGCAGCGCAGGAUGCCUGGUCUGGAGAUCUUGCUGAUUGUAGCCGUGUGUCUGGUUUCUGUGGAGGAGUGCAGGAGUUACAGCCCAGCGCGUGAGAAACGCUGGACCGGAGCUGAGACCGAGAAACGGGGAGUACCUCUGGCGAAGAAGCCUCCAGAUGUGACCAAAUCCAGGAAGGUGAAAACCGAGCAGCUGCUCAGGGUCGACGAUCACGACUUCACCAUGAGGCCGGCUUUUGGAGGUCCCGCUGUUCCUGUGGGCGUCGACGUCCAGGUCGAAAGCUUGGACAGCAUUUCAGAAGUAGACAUGGACUUCACCAUGACCUUAUACCUCAGACACUACUGGAAGGACGAGCGUCUGUCCUUUGCCAGCACCACGAACAAAAGCAUGACUUUCGACGGACGCUUGGUGAAAAAGAUCUGGGUGCCCGAUGUGUUUUUUGUGCACUCGAAGAGAUCCUUCAUCCAUGACACCACCACCGAGAACAUCAUGCUGAGAGUUUUCCCAGACGGCCAUGUUCUCUACAGUCUGAGAGUGACGGUUACGGCCGCCUGUAACAUGGACUUCAGCCGCUUUCCUCUGGACUCGCAGACCUGUUCUCUAGAGCUCGAGAGUUAUGCUUACACAGAUGAAGAUCUGAUGCUGUACUGGAAGAGCGGGGACGAGUCUCUGAGCACAGAUGACAGGAUCUCCCUCUCUCAGUUCCUCAUCCAGAAGUUUCACACUACCUCUCGUCUGGCUUUCUACAGCAGCACAGGCUGGUACAACCGGCUGUACAUCAACUUCACGCUGCGGCGUCACAUCUUCUUCUUCCUGCUGCAGACGUAUUUUCCAGCCACGCUCAUGGUCAUGCUGUCCUGGGUUUCCUUUUGGAUCGACCGCAGAGCCGUGCCAGCCCGAGUUUCCCUGGGUAUCACCACGGUGCUCACUAUGUCCACUAUCAUUACCGGCGUGAACGCCUCCAUGCCCCGAGUGUCCUACAUCAAAGCUGUGGACAUUUAUCUGUGGGUCAGCUUUGUGUUUGUUUUUCUCUCCGUCCUUGAGUACGCCGCAGUCAACUAUCUUUCCACCGUACAGGACAGGAGAGAGCGCAAACUCCGAGAGCGACUCCGAGCACAGUCGUUGUCCUGCACAUGUGGCUUGCCCCACACCAGGACCAUGAUGCUGGACGGGACGUGCAGCGAGGCGGACACCAACAGCCUGGCAGGCUACACCGAUGCUCCCAUGAUGCCUCAGGAGGUGGACAAACGUGAGCACAUGGUGGUGCACCUGUCGGUCAGCAACGCCUCCACGGCUACCAAGAAGAAAGGCCUGCGCAACUUCAGCAUAAUCCAGAACACACACGUCAUCGACAAGUACUCACGCAUGAUCUUUCCAGGAUCCUACAUCUUUUUCAACCUCAUAUACUGGUCUGUUUAUUGCUGAUGCGCACAUCUGUCUGGGACAUGAAGACUCUAUGACCACGCCUGGUCAGUUUUAGUCUUGACGUUUAAGACUGGCACUCACCCAUGUCAGGUUACACUCUUAAAAUAUAAGUGAGAUGAAUUUCAAUGCUGAAAUCUAUCCUUUCACCUUUGGAUUAUUAUUUGUUUUUCCCCUGUUUCCUACUUUCUAGAUAUUUUUUUCUACUUUUGGCCAUUCCAGCGCCGCCCUGCACACGCCCCCACACCAUUUUUGCCCAAUUGUUUAAUUUUAUUGUCGUACGUCGUCUCUUUAGCUGCAGAACCAAAAGUCUAAGGGGUGGAGCUGGACUUCAUCCAACUCCUCCUACAAGCGAACCCCUCUUCCUAACACACACCAUGCUGUACGACACAAAACGACACACUUACACUUAUCCAGUCUGAAACACGUGAAAUGUCUCCAUUUCCAGGAUUUAAGCUUGGCUCCACCCGGGUAGGAGGAGCUAAAUCAGGUCUGACUCCACCCCAGGAGCUUUGGUCUGCGUCUGGGUCUUAACAUGAUUAAAUAUAUCAAUAUUACAAAAUUCAUCUAUUAAUUAUUUUGUCUCUAUAAAGUGCAAGAAAAGAAAGAGAUCAGAGGAGACAGAAUCAGCGCUGAAAGCUUUGUGAUUUCAUGACCUCGAUUUAAUACAGUAUUUUGUGACUCUGGUAAGUUUUGGGCAGCUCAGCUAGCUGCCAGUGUACAAUAUAAAAAGAUCAAAUGCUAAAUAAUAGCAUGUGCUGGAUCGAGCGCUAUUUUAAUAAUGGCUGCCGAAUAAUGAGGGUGGAAGCCAUUUUGUUCAAUUGACCCAAUAUACUGGCACUAUACUAAACUCCUAUUAGAGGUUUCCUGUCUUCUCAUUCACGUACCAUUGUAUUAGUUUCAUUUUUUCUUUCUUUCCAUUUUUCAUUCUUAAAUGUCUCAUGCUUUUAUGUUACACCGUAUAACAUUGACGGCAAGUCUCACAACCUUGGAGGCACGAACUACACGCCGGAAAUUUAGGUAAUCAAAAGCAGCUGCGUAACCCGAUCCUGAAUAUGUGGAACUUUCUCUGUGUAAAUAUUGAUGUAACCUUUGGACUUUUAUGGGUCUAAAAAAAUAUCUAAGAAGAAAGUACCCAGAAAAAUACAGAGACGAUUGAAGUGUCGAAUAAAAUACUGUACUAAAAGACGUUCCAUAAAGUUAAGAAAUUAAGAGAGUCCAUCUUUCCUAUGAACAUCAAAUCAGGUUGCCUGAUCUUGUCAAAUUUAAGCUACACGACGUUUUUCUUUUUUUGUACAGUAACAAUUUUCUCCGAUGUGAAAUGAUACAUAAGAGCUCCGAUCCACUGAUGAAACAUAACACACGACUUACAUACAGGUGUGUGAUUGUGUACACAGCUGUAAACUGUUUCAUUUUAUCUGAACGAUUUCCUUACACCUUGCCAGGUGCAACUUAAUUUAUUUCUUGUAUUUCUUAUCAGAUGUUGUUGGAGCGUUUGUGUAAAUUCUUGUUAGUAUAAGAGAUGGAUCG
Molecule: messenger RNA, 3255 nt
Organism: Ictalurus punctatus (channel catfish)
Lineage: Eukaryota; Metazoa; Chordata; Actinopteri; Siluriformes; Ictaluridae
Gene: gabrr2a
Product: gamma-aminobutyric acid type A receptor subunit rho2a
Exons: 9
Coding region: 283-1728 (481 amino acids)
Biological process (GO): signal transduction; nervous system process; monoatomic ion transmembrane transport
Cellular component (GO): GABA-A receptor complex; membrane; neuron projection
Molecular function (GO): extracellular ligand-gated monoatomic ion channel activity; neurotransmitter receptor activity; GABA-A receptor activity
Source: RefSeq, a predicted model, not a curated record